AUAUAAAGAAAGAAACAAACUAACUAACCAAACUCUUUAUAUUUUCAUUUUCAACUCUGUUUUUCUCUUUCUGUCAUUCCCCUGUUUUUUAUCCAUUCUCAUCAACGAAAUCUUCGCAAUUUUAAUUUCAAUUAUUAUUAUCAUCAUUAUUAUUAUUAUUCUCAGUUUUCAAAAGAAUCAAAUUAUUAUUCGUAAUAAUAAUCAAAUCAAAUUGUAAAUUAAUUAUCAUCAAUAAUUAAUUUAUUACAUUCCAAACUUCUCUCUCGUUUUCUGGGAAAAUCGAAUAACAACCGAAUUUCCCAGAAACGAGAGAGAGGUGCGACAGGUUUUAAUGAAACAUUGAAAAAUCCAUAUUUGUUUCUGUUUUUGAAUUGGGUUUUAUAAAUGUUGCUUCUUUUCUUAUAAUGGUAGUUAGGAUUGUAUAAGAGAGAGAGAGAGAGAUAAAGAAGAAAAUAAAGAUGGAAGAAGAGUUCGUUGAGAUUGAGGUUGAAGAUUCAUCUUUAUGUUUAGAUGAUGAAAUUGAUCAUACAUAUGAAUUUGAUGCUCCUAUGUUUUGUGAUUUUACAAAAGAAGAAACAUUUUUGGAUGCUUGUGAAGCAGAACAAUGGUUUGAAUUUGCACAAAGUUAUCCACCUUCACCAUUUUUGAUUAAGUUUAAAUGGGGAAGCAAUGGUCAAGUAGAAUCUGAACAAGUUUCAACAAUGGAAGACAAUAAUAAUAAAGAUGGCAAGAAAAAGACUCUCAGCAGGUCAAGUUCAUCAACAUCUAAAGCUUUCACUUUUAUGAAACCAACAGCAAGUCAUUUGGCAAAGCUUAAGAAGAACCCUCCAGAAGUUCAAAACCCUAAACCUCAAACUUCCAGAAGGAAUCAAGAAAAAAGUUCCUCAUCCAUAAGUUCUACAUCCACAGAUGGCCAAUUAAGCAAAAGACAGAAGCUUGAAGCCGGUUACUCGCGCAAGGUUGCUCAACUGAAGCAUCAAAAUCUUCUUACACAUAAGAAAACGAAGGAGGUUGAUCAUACCGAUGCCUCUAAACCAAAUGUUACUAUACCUAAAACACCUAAUCUGCAAACAGCACUCAGAGCACAGAAACACAAGUCUAGAACUAAUACUGAAUCAAGUGAACAUUCAAAGUCAAGUUUUAAGGUUCCUAAAGCUCGGCCCUUACCUAACAAAGGUGGAGUUACUUUGAACAGCAAUUCCGUCUCAAAUAGUGAAACAAGGACAAACACUAGUGUUGGCUCAAGGCAAGAAAAGAGUAAAAUGAUUAGCAAACUCCGAGGUAGCACUGAUAACAAGAAACUCUCAAGUAAAGGAGAAAGAGGUGUCUUCAAAAAUAUCAAAGUACAUCCAUUGGAACAAAAUGACAAGAGUUGUGAGGAUGAACCACCCACAGAAUUACUUAGCAAGCUCACCCUAACUUCUGAAGCCAAACAAACUGCAAAAUCACAAUCAAAGGAGCAGUCAAUUUCUAAGGGCUUGAAGGAAAAUAGACAAAGAUCGUUGCGCCACGAGCACGAGAUGAUGAACUUAGUCAAAGAAGAAAUUCAGAGAUUAUAUGGCAAACAAUAUCAAUGUGCUCAUGAAAUGGGGUCCCUUGUGACAAAGCACACCUCAAUGUUGGAACUUGGACAUUAACUGAAAAAUAGAGUCAUGGUUCUCAUCAUUUGCUUAUACUUGGCACAGAAAAUUCCACUAAUAGUAGCAAAAACAAAGGGAAACAAAUUAUAUUUUUGUGCCCAUUCCUUCCCUUUUUAAUUAUUUGUAUAAAGAAAGUUAACAAAUGCAAUGUCAGAUUGAUACAGUUUAAGGCAUAUGAAUGCUAUACUUGUAAAUUUUUAUUGGUUUUUCCUGCAAUUACUACAAUUUGUGAUACAAUA
Messenger RNA from Trifolium pratense (red clover), 1879 nucleotides. RefSeq lists its product as uncharacterized. The transcript is spliced from 15 exons. Lineage: Eukaryota; Viridiplantae; Streptophyta; Magnoliopsida; Fabales; Fabaceae. The coding region runs from base 459 to 1637 and encodes 392 amino acids. Gene Ontology annotation, biological process: regulation of mitotic spindle organization; mitotic spindle assembly; activation of protein kinase activity. The record is from RefSeq and is a predicted model, not a curated record. Gene Ontology annotation, cellular component: mitotic spindle; nuclear microtubule. Gene Ontology annotation, molecular function: microtubule binding; protein kinase activator activity.